GGUUGUCUCUAUGGGUGGACCAAACCUAUGUUGCUGUUGGCAAAACCUUUGGUACAGCACGCAUUUCUGGGGACCUGUGGCUAACUGGGGCCUUCCCAUUGCUGCUAUCAGUGACAUGAAAAAAAGCCCAGAAAUAAUAAGUGGGAGAAUGACCUUUGCUCUCACCUGCUACUCACUCCUAUUCAUGAGGUUUGCUUAUAAAGUUCAGCCAAGGAACUGGCUUCUCUUCGCCUGCCAUAUAACUAAUGAAUGUGCUCAACUCGUACAAGGAGGAAGACUGAUUAAUUACAAAAUGGAAAAAAAGCAAGCAUAACUACGUGGAUACUGAAAUUCUUCAGAGAACCCCUUGUGUGCGCACCUUUGAUCCCAGCUCUCUCCCACACCUACGAAGCAUUCUCUGUUUAAACAUGCUUGAUUCUGGGUAUUUAGUUAUUUAGCUGGUUGUGAGAUCCAUUGCAUGCGUGAACAAUAAGGGAAACAUGCCAAUUGUGUUUUAUUCAGUCUGAUGUUUUUGGUUUUUGAAAUGAAUCCAAGAUGUGCCCUGUCAAAUUGGGCUUUUUCCAUGAGCAGUGUUUCCAUGCUGUUACAGGUCAUUUAUAGAAUGUACUAAAAGCAUUCCCACCAUGCACUGUUCAAAGAAAAGGCUGCUGUAAUUGCUGAAAAGUUCCUGUUUUUAAUGGGGUUGAUAUAAAUGGAUCAAGCCGUU
Anguilla rostrata (American eel) is the source of this 706-nucleotide messenger RNA. Its product is annotated as mitochondrial pyruvate carrier 1-like. NCBI's taxonomy places the organism in Eukaryota, Metazoa, Chordata, Actinopteri, Anguilliformes, Anguillidae. Gene Ontology annotation, cellular component: mitochondrial inner membrane. The transcript has 4 exons. The record is from RefSeq and is a predicted model, not a curated record. Bases 11 to 313 code for a protein of 100 amino acids. Gene Ontology annotation, biological process: pyruvate import into mitochondria.